Orycteropus afer afer is the source of this 915-nucleotide messenger RNA. RefSeq names its product proline rich 16 (gene PRR16). Lineage: Eukaryota; Metazoa; Chordata; Mammalia; Tubulidentata; Orycteropodidae. Gene Ontology annotation, biological process: positive regulation of translation; positive regulation of cell size. The transcript has 2 exons. The record is from RefSeq and is a predicted model, not a curated record. Bases 1 to 915 code for a protein of 304 amino acids.
AUGUCAGCCAAGUCCAAGGGGACCCCUUCCUCGUCCUCUCCAGCCGAGGGACAGCCCGCAGCCUCCAAAACCAAGGUGAAGGAACAGAUCAAAAUCAUCGUGGAGGAUCUGGAAUUAGUCCUGGGCGAUCUGAAGGACGUGGCCAAGGAACUUAAGGAGGUGGUUGACCAGAUUGAUACCCUGACCUCUGACCUACAGCUGGAGGAUGAGAUGACUGACAGCUCCAAAACCGACACCCUGAAUAGUAGCUCCAGCGGCACAACAGCUUCCAGCAUAGAGAAGAUCAAACUGCAGACCAAUGCACCUUUCAUUAAACCUCCGGCACACUCAUCUGCUAUCCUCACAGUUCUGAGAAAGCCAAACCCUCCACCACCUCCUCCACGGUUGACACCUGUGAAAUGUGAAAACCCCCAAAGGGUCGUGCCAACUGUCAAUCCUUUAAAGACCAAUGGCACCCUACUACGAAAUGGAGGAUUACCAGGAGGUCCCAACAAAAUUCCAAAUGGGGAUAUCUGCUGCAUACCCAAUAGUAACUUGGACAAGGCUCCAGUGCAGCCUCUGAUGCAUAGACCUGAAAAAGACAGGUGUCCCCAGGCAGGGCCUCGGGAAAGAGUACGGUUUAAUGAAAAAGUGCAGUACCAUGGCUAUUGUCCUGACUGUGAUACCCGGUAUAACAUAAAAAACAGGGAGGUCCACUUACACAGUGAACCUGUCCAUCCACCAGGAAAGAUUCCUCACCAAGGCCUUCACCUUCCUCCACCACCCCAUCUCCCUCCUUUGCCGCUAGAGAAUGGGGGCUUGGGAAUAAGCCACAGUAACAGCUUCCCCCCUCUCAGACCUGCAACAGUGCCUCCUCCCACUGCACCAAAACCACAGAAGACGAUUUUGAGGAAAUCAACCACUACAACAGUGUGA